AGGGCACAGUCAUUCUCCACCCUCCGGUCUCAGCACAUUUAAAGCCUGGUUAUGCUAUUGUACCGUGGUUUACAAAAACGCUUCGUGAUAUGAACGCAGUGUGAAGAGUGUGUAUAUUGGACGAAAUCGCAGCUGUAUUCUUGAUUGAUUUGGGACAAACUUGGAAGCAGUUCUUACUUGCAGUAACAAUGGGAUGCAGCAGAUUUGCGCUGCUCUACGGCGUUGCUUUUAUUUUUCUCGGCCUCCACCCAGGCUAUGGAGACGUGAGCUACUCUAUCCCGGAGGAGAUGAAACGUGGAUCUGUAAUUGGAAAUAUCGCUAAAGAUCUUGGACUUGAUUUGGGCAGAUUGUCUGCUCGCAAGGCCCGUAUUGAUACCGAAGAUAAUGUCGUUAAGUACUGCGGUGUAAAUCUCAACACCGGAGAUUUGAUCGUACAAGAAAGGAUUGACAGAGAGGGGCUCUGUGCAAAAAAGGCAUCGUGUGUUUUAAAACAGGAACUCGUGCUGGAAAAUCCACUAGAACUGCACCGUAUAAAUAUUCGCGUUCAAGAUAUUAAUGAUAAUUCACCGCAAUUUAAAGAGGAGUCUCUUCAUUUUGAAAUUAGGGAAUCGGCAGACAAGGGUGAACGUUUUCAAUUGGACGAGGCACACGAUGGAGACAUUGGAGAAAAUGCUGUGCAGAGCUACACACUGCAGGAGAAUGACCAUUUCAAACUAAACGUAAAGACAAAAGGUGGUGAUCGAAAAUAUGGUGAAUUAGUUUUAGACAAAGAAUUAGACAGAGAGGGAAAAAAAGAGAUUAUGUUUGUGCUUACCGCGUUUGAUGGAGGCUCUCCUCAGAGAUCAGGUACUGUAGUCAUACACGUCACUGUGCUGGAUGCUAAUGAUAAUGUCCCAGUGUUUAGUCAGGCCGUAUAUGAAGCCAGUCUGCCUGAAAACUCUCCUCAGGAUACAUUGGUGAUCAGAGUAAGUGCAACUGAUGCAGACGAAGGAAUAAAUGGUGAAGUAACCUACGGGUUUGAUCAUGUGUCAGAUGAAAACCAAGUUUUCUCUCUGGACCCUAAAACGGGAGAAGUUAAAGUGGCAAGAUAUAUUGAUUAUGAAAAAGAAUCGUCUUAUGAAAUGCAGAUUAGUGCUAAAGAUGGUCUUGGGCUGGCAUCAUAUGCAACGUUGUUGAUUGAAAUAACAGAUAUUAAUGAUAACGCCCCUGUAAUAUAUUUAAAAUCCCUGACUAACCCCAUACCUGAGAACGUGUCACCUGGUGCAGAGGUGGGCAUCAUUAACGUGCAGGAUAGAGACUCUGAGACUAACGGACAGGUCCGUUGCUCCAUUCAGCAAAACGUCCCUUUUAAGUUGGUUCCUUCUAUUAAAAACUAUUAUUCUCUGGUGACCACAGGACAACUGGACCGUGAACUAGUGUCUGAUUACAACAUUACAAUCACUGCCACUGACGAGGGCUCUCCCCCUCUGUCUUCCUCUAAAACUGUUCAGCUAUCUGUAGCAGACAUCAACGACAACGCACCUGUGUUUGAGGAGCAGUCCUACAGCGCAUAUGUGACUGAAAACAACAAACCUGGCUCCACUUUAUGUUCCGUUACUGCUCAAGACCCCGACUGGAGACAAAACGGUACCGUGAUUUAUUCUCUGUUACCCGGUGAGGUGAACGGUGCCCCGGUUUCCUCCUAUCUGUCUGUUAACGGAGACACGGGGGUGAUCCACGCUGUGAGGACGUUUGAUUAUGAACAGUUCAGGAGUUUUAAAGUGCACGUGAUGGCCAGAGACAACGGUUCUCCUCCGCUCAGCAGCAACGUGACCGUCAGUGUGUUCAUAUCGGAUGUGAAUGACAACUCUCCUCAGAUACUGUACCCCGCCCCGGAGGGCAACUCCUUCAUGACCGAGCUCGUCCCCAAAGCUGCACACGGAGGCUCUCUGGUGUCCAAAGUGAUCGCGGUGGACGCGGACUCCGGACAGAACGCCUGGCUGUCCUAUCAUAUAGUCAAAUCCACUGAUCCGGGACUUUUCACUAUUGGUCUCCACAGCGGAGAGAUCAGGACACAGCGGGACAUUUCUGAGUCUGACAGCAUGAAACAAAACCUUGUUGUGUCAGUGAAAGAUAACGGACAGCCCUCUCUCUCUGCCACCUGCUCCAUGUAUUUACUUAUCUCUGAUAACUUGGCUGAGGUGCCAGAACUGAAGGAUAUUUCUUAUGAUGAGAAGAACUCCAAACUGACCUCUUAUCUGAUCAUUGCUCUGGUGUCCGUGUCCACCUUUUUCCUCACCUUCAUCAUCAUCAUCCUGGGUGUGAGGUUUUGUAACAGGAGAAAGCCCAGACUGUUGUUUGAUGGAGCAGUCGCCAUCCCCAGCGCUUAUCUCCCUCCUAAUUACGCAGAUGUUGACGGAACAGGAACUUUACGCAGCGCUUACAAUUAUGACGCCUACCUGACAACAGGUUCCAGAACCAGUGACUUUAAGUUCGUGUCAUCUUUCAAUGACAACACACUGCCUGCUGACCAGACUCUGAGGAAAAGCCCUUCAGACUUUGCUGAAGUGUUUGGAGACUGUGAUUCUUCUCCUGAGGUAGGACCAUGUAUCAUAUCAUCAUAG
Gymnodraco acuticeps is the source of this 2603-nucleotide messenger RNA. RefSeq names its product protocadherin beta-15-like. The record is from RefSeq and is a predicted model, not a curated record. The transcript has a single exon. Bases 189 to 2603 code for a protein of 804 amino acids. Gene Ontology annotation, molecular function: calcium ion binding. Lineage: Eukaryota; Metazoa; Chordata; Actinopteri; Perciformes; Bathydraconidae. Gene Ontology annotation, cellular component: plasma membrane. Gene Ontology annotation, biological process: homophilic cell-cell adhesion.